AUGCCGUCCUAUAUAACAGACGCUAAUCUCAACAGCUAUGAGCUGGCCUUUUGUGGAGGACUAGCCGGUGUGGUAUCAAGAUUCUUUAUUGCUCCAUUGGAUGUCAUCAAGAUCCGGAUGCAAUUACAAACUCAUCGAACAGAAUUUGGAUUGCAAGGGAGUAAGAUACUGGAAUCUAAUGUCAAAUACACGAGUAUGACCCAAACAAUGAAGAAGAUUGCAAAAGAGGAAGGUAUCAGGGGGCUCUACAAGGGGAAUGUACCAGCCGAAUAUCUCUAUUUAUCCUACAGUGCGGUUGAAUUUUGGGCGUACAAGGAGUUGGAGAUGGCAUUAGAAACCAUGGAUCACAAGAAGCAAAUCCCACAUGUAGCCAAGACGUUUUUAUGUGGUAUGGCUGCAGGAAGUGUAGCAACCAUGGCCACCUAUCCAUUUGAUCUCUUGAGAACGCGAUUUGCAAUGGAAGACUCUAGAAAGCACAUCAGCCUCGUCAGUGCGAUCAAGAAAAUAUAUAACACUGAAGGCAAACGAGGAUUCUAUCGUGGUGUGGGACCUACAUUGGUCCAGAUUAUGCCCUAUAUGGGAUUAGUAUUCUCGAGUUACGACGCAUUGGCAGCAGGCUUCAAAAAGAUGAGAGAACAAGGCUUAAUCGAUCCAGAUUACAAACCACUACAGGAUAUGUUGAGUGGUGCUCUUUCAAGUGUCAUUGGCAAAACGGCUGUAUAUCCUAUGGAUGUUGUGCGGAAACGAAUGCAGGCUCAGACAUUUCCUUCUGUGGGUGUGUCGUGGUGGACCUGCCUCCAACAGAUUGUGCAGAAAGAAGGGUACAGCAGUCUUUACAAAGGUCUUACUCCCUCACUUGUUAAAGUGGCACCUGCAGUGUCGCUGACGUUUUUGGUGUUUGAAGAAAGCAAAAAAGGAAUGUUGUGGCUGAAGGAUCACGAAUGAUAAUAUGUGCAAUUUCAUGAAGAAGGGGUGGGUAAUAUACAUUUCACACACACGCACAAAAUAUAUAUGUAUGUAGGUAGGUAGGUAUCUGCAUAUGUAUAUAUGUGUAUAUGUGUAUAUGUGUAUAUGUGUAUGUAUAGAUAAAUAGAUAUAUAGACGUAUGUACUGUGAUCUUUCUUUCAUUUUUGUGUGACACAUUUGUGGCUCAAUUUUUUGGAGGUAAAGAUUAAAAAGACUCAAAAAGAAUUUGUACACGCACAAAUAUAAAUAUAUAUAUAUAUAUAUAAAAGCAAAAAGACAAGAAACCCGUCAACUCCGCGCC
This is a messenger RNA of Phycomyces blakesleeanus NRRL 1555(-), 1267 nucleotides long. RefSeq lists its product as hypothetical. Lineage: Eukaryota; Fungi; Mucoromycota; Mucoromycetes; Mucorales; Phycomycetaceae. The transcript is spliced from 5 exons. The coding region runs from base 1 to 945 and encodes 314 amino acids. The record is from RefSeq and is a predicted model, not a curated record. Gene Ontology annotation, biological process: thiamine pyrophosphate transmembrane transport. Gene Ontology annotation, molecular function: thiamine transmembrane transporter activity. Gene Ontology annotation, cellular component: mitochondrial inner membrane.